CUUCUCUGUUCCCAGGAUUUUCCAGAGGAAAAUCACAAGGUCCCACUGGAUCAUCAGAUUUUUGAAGAUUUCACUGGAAUACAAGUUGGAGUUACAGAAGAUGAAGAAGAUACAUUUGUGAGGGAUGACCAGCAGCAUAAGUUAGAAACCCCAGAUUACAACAGGUCAGAAUCUUCCAAGGUGAAUUUUCCUCAUAGUGUUUUCCACAAGACUGCCACCUUCUUCCUGACCGACCCUCUAACUAUGGAGAGCUACAAGAUGAUGACCGAAGGGGUACUAAACCUUUUCCUGGACAUUUUCUGUCUGCUUACCAGAGAGGAUUUCAAAGUGGUGAAGAAGACAUCUCUUGAGGGUUUGAGCCCCAGCGGCCAUCCCCAUGUGUCAGCAGAACUGAGCAGGUAUCAGAGCCCAAUCACAGAACCUGCAUCUCGCUCACCACUACAUGAGACAAACUGUAAGCAGAAGAUCCUAGAACUGACCUACAAGAUCAUUGAGCUCCUGACCGGAGAGGUUCCUAUAAGGUGUGAAGAUGUUAUAAUCUAUUUCUCCAUAGAGGAGUGGGAGUAUUUGGCAGGACACAGUGAUCUGUAUAAGGAUGUUAUUUUGAGCCACUACCUGUCUACAUCACCGGAUGGAUCCAGUGAAAUAAAUCCACCAGAGAUCUGUCCCAAUCGGCUAUAUUCACAGAACUGUCCAGAGGAAAAUCAUUGUGUCUCAAAGGGUGAAGAUAUUAUUGAUCUUAAAGUUGAAAUUAUAGAAGAAGAAGAAGAAAUGUUUGUCAAUUGUGAUGAGCAGUCAGUGGAGGAGAAAAUUCCUACAGAUAUUAGCGCUGUUGAUCAGAACACGUUGUUACAGGAACAUUUGUUUUUAUCACCAGAUUGUGAAACUGAAGAGAAUAUCAAACAUUUUACAGAAGAAAUCCUUUUUGUUCCUAAUGUACCCCCAGGACUUCUGAGUGUACAUAAGUUCUCUGAGCUCUGUUAUGGAGAGGAACCUUCACCUAUUAAUUCAUGUAAUGUUACACAAAGUAAGGGACAUAGAAGUGAUAAACUGUUUUCAUGUUCUGAAUGUGGAAAAUGUUUUACCCAGAAGUCCAAUCUUUUUAGACAUGAGAGAACGCACACAGGAGAGAAGCCAUUUCCCUGUGAUAAGUGCGGCAAAUCUUUUACUCAGAAGUCACAUCUCAUAGAACAUCAGGUGUUUCACACUGGGGAAAAGCCAUUUUCGUGUUCCACAUGUGGAAAAUCUUUUACACAUAGGGCUAUUCUUUAUAGACAUCGGCGAAUUCACACUGGUGAAAGGCCGUUUACAUGUGGCGAAUGCGGUAAAUCAUUUUCUUAUAGAUCCUACUUGGUAGAACAUCAGAGGUUUCACAUGAGUGAGAAACCAUACUCCUGUUCAGAAUGUGGGAAAUCUUUUGUCAAGAAAUCUGUUCUUGUUAAACAUCUUAGACUUCACUCAGAGCAGAAUCAGUUUGCAUGUUCAGAAUGUGGAAAAUGUUUUACCAAGAAAUCCAUGUUUGUUAACCAUCAACGAAUUCACACCGGGGAGAAACCACAUAUGUGCUUAGAAUGUGGGAAAUGUUUUGCCAAGAAGUCAGUUCUUGUUGACCACCAGAGAACUCAUACAGGAGAAAGACCAUAUCCAUGUUUGGAAUGCGGGAAAUGUUUUUCUAAGAAAUCAGGUCUUGUGAAGCAUCAUCGGACUCACACAGGGGAGAAGCCUUUUCAAUGUCCGGAAUGUGGGAAAUGUUUUUCUCAAAAAUCGGGUCUUGUUAAACAUCAGAAAAUUCACACAGUAGGAAAGACAGUUUUGUGUUUGGAAUGUGAUAAAGGUAAUGCAUGUAUCCAUCCCGAGAGACAUCAUGGGAUAGAUGAAGAAGAAAGGCCAUUUUCAUGUUCAGAAUGUGGGAAAGCAUUUACCCAGAAAGCAUAUCUCGUUAAACAUCAGAAAAUUCAUACUGGGGAGAAGCCAUUUUCAUGUUCAGAAUGUGAGAAAUGUUUUAUGUUAAAAGAUCAUCUUGAGCGACAUCAGAGAAUUCACACAGGGGAGAAGCCAUUCUCAUGUUCAGAAUGUGGGAAAAGCUUUACCCAGAAAAAAUCUCUUGUUGAACAUCACAAAACUCACACUGGUGAGAAACCAUUUUCAUGUUCAGAAUGUGGAAAAUGUUUUACACGGAAAUGUCAGCUGGAGAUACACCAGAGGAGUCACACAGGGGAGAAGCCAUUUUUAUGUUCAGAAUGUGGAAAGUUUUUUAUUCAGAAAUCUGAUCUCGUCAGACAUCAGAAAAUUCACCCAGAAGGGAGAUCUUCAAAAACUGGCAAUGGUGAAAUUCAUCGGCUACAUGACCAAGAUGAACGGCCAUUUUUAUGUUCAGAAUGUGGGAAAUGCUUUACCCACAAAUCAUAUCUUGUUAAGCAUCAAAAAUUUCAUACAGGUGAAAAACCAUAUUCUUGUUCAGAAUGCGGGAAAUGUUUUACCAUGAAAUCAGGUCUUGCUGAGCAUCAGAAAAUUCACACAGGAGUGAAGCCGUUUUCAUGUCCAGAUUGUGGAAAAUGUUUUACACGCAAAUCUCAACUUGAGAUGCAUCAACGAACUCAUACAGGAGAGAAGCCUUUUUCAUGUUCAGAAUGUGGGAAGUGUUUUAUCCAGAGAUCAGAUCUUAUUAGACAUCACAGGAUUCACACAUCUUCAUGUGUCUCUAAAGUUCCCAAUAUCACCGUCUUGGAUGGAUUUACCAUUGAUCCUCUACACUCUCAAAUGAUAGCUACAUAAAAACACAAUUUUUGGGGGGGGUUUUAGGAAGAAACCAGACAACACCUGGGCUUACAGACCAUUGCUUGACUAGCAGAUUGCCAAUCCAGUUCUCCCAUUCGGGCUCUAUUGGCCUGGCUGCUGCAGUGAUGUCAGAUCAACACCACAUGACCGCUGCAGCCAAUCUCUGGCCUCAAGCAGUGCAUUGCUGAAGGCAGUGAUUGGCUGCAGUGGUCAUGUGUUGUUCAGAUGACGUCACCACUGCAACCCAGUCAACAAAGCCCGGCUAAUAGAACUGGAGCAAUGAUGCAGCAUCUGCUAGAUAAGUAAUUCCCUAUAUCAGGGAUGCUCAACCUGCUCAAACAGCCCUCCAGCUGUUGCAAAACUACACGUCCCAGCAUGCCCUAAAAGCUUUAGGUUGUCCAAGCAUGCUGGGAGUUGAAGUUUUGCAACAACUGGAAGGCCGCAGGUUGAGCAUCCCUGGUCUAUAUUUUAUUACAGGCAUGCCCUGAGUGUUGUCCAUUUUCUUCCUGAAAUCAAACAACCCAUUAAAUAUGGUUUGUUCACAUGGUCGUUUUUUGAUCCGAAGACGCAAGAUAAAAAUAUCAAUUAUUGCGGCUGUUUCCAGAUGGAAACUGAGAUGCCAUACAUAGAUCUGCGGCAUGUACAACUAGAAGUCCAAGAGCCUCAGAUUUCUUCUGUGGAUUCCACCGGCAUGUACCCGUUUGGAUUUUUCUUUUGUGUGAACAUAUCCUAAGCGGGAAAAAGGAUGUUAAGAAUUAAAGGCUAUGUACACCAUUGGAGGCAAUUUUUGUUUAUGAUUACAUUUUUGUCAUUUUCAGCUACAAAUCAUAUUUUCUAUUGGCCUUUAUAUAAAAAAUAUUGAGCCGUUCUGUCACAAAGGGUUAGCUGUUUUUCUUACUGUGUGACUGGUACUUUCACUUUGUGUAGAUCAUCUUAUAAAAUAAGAGCUAAGCAAUAAUGAGUGUUUAUAAUUUCAGAGAGGAGAGAUAAGGAGCCUGUUGGCUCCUGAACUGACGGAAAAAAAGAGAAAAUCCAGAGGCUGCUACAAAAAGGACUCCAUAUUUUUAAGGGCCAAUUGAAAAAGAUUAUUUUUAGCUCCAAAUGAGUUCAGUGUAAUAAUAGAAAAAUGCCUUUAAGCUUGAUUGACCUUUAUCAAAUCUGUAAAAGAGGAAAAACUGGUCUUAUUGCUUGUAGCAUCCACUGAGAUAGCGGGCAUCAUGUCUUAAACUACUCUGGAAUGAAAAAAUUAGUGAAACUUUUUUUUCACAGUUUGAUAUUUUAAUGGUCACUAACAUUUCACACAACUCUGCAUAAAUCAGUAGUAGAGGUGAAUUUAAAGGGAAUCUGUUACCUGCUUUUACCAUUUUAAGCUGUCACCAUCGCUAUGUU
This is a messenger RNA of Bufo gargarizans (Asiatic toad), 4167 nucleotides long. Its product is annotated as zinc finger protein 432-like. The record is from RefSeq and is a predicted model, not a curated record. NCBI's taxonomy places the organism in Eukaryota, Metazoa, Chordata, Amphibia, Anura, Bufonidae. The transcript is spliced from 8 exons. Bases 244 to 2775 code for a protein of 843 amino acids. Gene Ontology annotation, biological process: regulation of DNA-templated transcription.